Odontomachus brunneus is the source of this 1916-nucleotide messenger RNA. RefSeq lists its product as uncharacterized. The record is from RefSeq and is a predicted model, not a curated record. The transcript has a single exon. The coding region runs from base 58 to 351 and encodes 97 amino acids. NCBI's taxonomy places the organism in Eukaryota, Metazoa, Arthropoda, Insecta, Hymenoptera, Formicidae.
GCCUCGCCGACGUUGUCGUCGACGCCGUCGUCGACGACCUCACACCCGCAUUAUCUCAUGUACGACGAAGAUGGUGCCGCGGCGGACCAGAAGAUGGAAGAUGAGCGAGGUGUCCUCGGAGUCAACAGUAUGGUGAACGCCGAGCAGGUGGUGGCCGCUGCCGCUGGUAGUAUCCCGGUGGGAGUCGGGAUCGUGAGCGGAUCAGGUGGCGGUACCGGUAGCGGUACCGGACUAGCUGGCUAUUGGCAGCACGCGACUACCGCUCCUACCUAUUGGCCGUCGUUGUUCGACUGCUGGACGACGCCGCAGAUCGCAUCGGGCUCGCAGACGCAGCCGCGAGACGACGAUUGAGGCCAGUGAGAUUCUAUCGAAUUACGGGCGCCCUGGUUGCCCUACUCGCGUAGCGAGAUCUCGCUUCGUUUCUUCAGAUAUCGAAUGUUUGACACGACGGUCCGGCGAAGCGCGCGUCGCUAUGAGUUCGACGCGGGGGUUCCGCGCGGGAGCACAAAUAUCCGAAAGGAGCAACAGUUGACGGAGUACAAAUGUUAAGUUUCCGCCGCGACGACCAGUACUUAAUCCCCCGACUUUCUUCUUCCGAUACAUUCGAUCGGGCGGGCGUUAUUCUAUCCGUUACUCACGAUGUUGUAAAUAGAUAUACGUCUCGCGACAAAUAAACGUGUAAUAUUAUUUCAACCGGGAGAUACAGGAAGAAGUAUAUGUGCGUGUUGUUUCUUCGAAUCGUGCGACGCACGCGAAUGCGCCGAUUGUAUACGAUGCAUUCUCUUUGGUGAAUCUUUUCCGUAACGAGGAGAAAGAUCGGGAGAUUAAUUUCCGUUAAACGACGAGGGAGGAGAGAGGGAGUGAAAAGGGGAGGGGAGGGGCGCGGAAAGCAAGGGGCUGAUCAAGAUCCCACGGGGAUCACGUACUCACUAUUCUGUAGAUAUAUGUAUAGUAGACGCCGGACACUUUACGCCGGGCGUAACUGUAUACCAAAAUUGUUACAUUGCAAUGACGAUAAUAACAAUUAUUCAGCAGAAUACCAAAAUCUUGUAGGCUGUAAGUGAGCGAGCGUUGUCUAUGCGUUGUACAGUGUACGAGCAAGGAGUAUCCUAUCGAGACUAGGCAUACGUUAUAAAUAUGAAUUAGUAUAUCGUGGAAUAAUUAUAAAUAAUAUUCACACAUAUACACACAGAUAUACAUACACACAUACAUACACACAGAGUAUCUUCGGGGGGCGCGUGUAAUUGGAUUUUUGAAGUCCGUCGAUUCCUCUUCCUCUUCGUACUCUUAUCGUUCCAGCGACAGCGUUUAACUUAUAUAAUACGUAUCCCUUGAUUGCGUAAUUAGAGAAGCAUGAACGUACCAACGAAAAAUGUCCUAUUUUUAUAAGUAGCUUAUUAUUUGUUAGGCCACACAUACUCUGUGAGGAGAACAAAGCCAAAGUUAAACCCAAAUAUAUUGCGUAUGCGAAGUGAUUAAAUGGCGCGCGCGCGCGGCAGGGCCACGGAUAACUGUAUAAAUUAUGAUGUAAUAGGGGUGGGAGGGAGGAGGGGAGAGAUACGAUGCUGCGUCGGAGGGGAUUCUGACGGGGAUUGAGACGACAACACGCGAUCGCGAAUCGAUCGACUUCGAAAGUCGACAGCGAGUGGCCGACGAUCGCCGUAGAUCGAGACAUAGUCACGUAAGGUAGGCAUAAGAAACGACCGCUAUUUUGUAUGAAUCCCAAUGUCGUACAAAUGUUUCGUCGUAAUCACAUAUCCCGGUCCCUGCGGUGAGUGAUCCGUAACGUCACAGAAUGUUUUCAUUCCCGUUUGUCACCUCACUCACUACGUGUAAACGUUCCUACUGGGCGAUAUUGAGCGCCGUAAAGGCCCCGUUUGUAAUCUAGUCACAAUAAAAACCAAUUCUAUUCUAAA